This is a messenger RNA of Paramormyrops kingsleyae, 5625 nucleotides long. RefSeq names its product leucine zipper, putative tumor suppressor 2a (gene lzts2a). Gene Ontology annotation, biological process: negative regulation of canonical Wnt signaling pathway; cell division. The record is from RefSeq and is a predicted model, not a curated record. Lineage: Eukaryota; Metazoa; Chordata; Actinopteri; Osteoglossiformes; Mormyridae.
AGGGGUUAUAGUUGUGGCGGUUAUUGAGUUUAAAUAUCUGACAUUCUCCACUGUUUGCCAUCCGUAAACGGUAAACCAGGAAAAGCAAGUCGAGUUAGUGGCUGGCAUGUCAGCCGAAAAGUGCAUCAUCAAUCAGUCAGACUGAAGUCGGUUCACUUCUGUUGAAUUUAGAUGCGAAAUAGAUAGUUUACUGUACAACGCGAUAGGGGAUUGGUGUCGUUUACGUAAACCAAAGAUAUUUUACAAAUGUCGAAUAUUCAAAAAGUGCAACCGAUAUUAUUUUCGACAAUUAGAUCACGUGCAAGUUUAGAAACUUCGGCAAACUGCAUUCCUUCGAGGCCUUAUUUCUCAAUACUUGUGUAUUCGCCGAUAUAGCAAAUUCACUACAUUGAUUAUAACUAGUCGUACGUCGGAAUACCCUACGCUGGCACCCCAUCCCGUUUGCCUCGCUAUUUGCACCAAACGGCACCGCGACUUCGCAGACCUAUUCAUUCCUGCCACUGAAAGUGCUGGUAGAUCGACCCAUCGCCACAGUAAGGUGAACUAGAUUGAAUUCCGUUGAUGGACGCAAAUCAUCAGUUUAUGGACGAUCGCCGCUGUUUUUUUCCGCAUUUACGCCAGUCGACCGGAUUCGGAAUAGAAGCGCAUCGGCCUUCCGGAACCCCCCUGCGGCAGCCCCGGUGCUCGUCCUGUCACUGAGGCUCAGAGGUUCAGUCCGGAGAAGGAGGACCGGAUCUCCGAGCAGACAGGCUGGGGGCUGGGGCCAAACACGGCGAGGAGGCGAGGCUGCUUACAGCGGCCAGCUCCGACGGGGAAGUACCACAGUGCGGAGCUGUGAGCGCCGAUCACCGCCGCUAGUCCGCACAGUCUCAGCCGCGGCGGGGACUCGCUGACGAUCCGAGCGGUCCGGACUCCAGCAGCAACUUUCCACGGCAUCGGCCUCCGCUUUCAAUACAGUAACUUUAUAUGCGAACGGCGUCGGUUUUGGAAACUAUCUGGUCCCGGAUCUGUUUGGCGCAGAACAGUUUGUAUGAGGCAGGAGGCGGGCCCUGUGACCCCCACGGACCAAUCGCCUCCAGAGCCAGGCCAGGAGGAGCGUGAGUUCCGCCCACCCGCCCACGGUGAGCCAUCCCUGGCAUGAGAGGCCAGCCCACCUCCCCUGCAUCCCCGGGGCCCCCAGCAGGUGAACACAGGGUGCCAGAGAGAGAGCGUGUGGACUCCUCACACGGCCACCAUGGCUCUUGUCCAGGCCCUGCCUGUCCCCAGUGACCCCUGCAGCUCCGCCAUCAGCGCCCAGUGCCCCCCGUCCCCACCCGCACCGUCGCCCCCUGCUGGUGCCAUGGGCUCUGUCAGCAGCCUCAUCGCGGGGCGUUCAUACCAGGAGCGCCACUCCCGGCCCGGCGACCUUGGGGCUCGGGUUCGCAAGCCCACGCCUGGCACCGGCUGCUUCCGCGGGGGCAGCUCAACAGAGCACCUGGUGGGCCACGAGCCGCCCCCCCCCGGCAGGAGGCAGCCCCCCCCCGCCACCAGUGACGUGUCCAGCUACGCCUACCUGAACGAGGACUUUGUCGGUGACUGGAACGACAACCUUGUGUCGACGGGUGGCCCCGCCAGUGAUGCUGAGGAUGCAGGAGACAUGCGGGUCCUCAACGGGAACAUCGGGGGGCCCCCUCCCAAGCUUGUCCCCGUUUCGGGGAAGCUAGAGAAGAACAUGGAGAAGACGGUGAUCCGGCCCACAGCCUUCAAGCCUGUGCUGCCCAAGAACCGGAACUCAGUGCAGUACCUUUCCCCUCGGCCAGGGGGCACCCUUUCAGAGAGCCAGGGCAGCCUUAACCUUCUCCUGCCAGUGUCCGGUGGCUCGCCAGGCUGUGGCGAGAAGCGCGGCUCCUACAGCGGGGGGCGCGGUGGUGGAGGCGGGGGGGGCAGCCAAUCCUGCGCCACGUCCGACUCGGGCCGUAACUCCCUGUCCAGUCUGCCCACGUACAGUAGCACGGGCUACGGGCUGGGGGUGGGGGAGCCCUCUGUGGGCCCCCCGGAGCCAGUCCGGGCUGCUCCCGGCCACUCCACCUCAGACAGUGGGCGUUCCUCGUCCAGCAAGAGCACGGGUUCUAUGGGAGGGCGGUGCCGGCCGCUCUCCGAUGGCAGCUCCAGUGGGGUGCGCUCGCCAGUGCCCGCCGAAGGCUACGAGGGUGUGGUCCGCGACCUGGAGGACAAGCUGCGCGAGAGGGAGCUGGAGCUGCAGCAGCUGCGGGAGAACCUGGACGAGAACGAGGCAGCCAUCUGCCAGGUGUAUGAGGAGAAGCAGAAGCGCUGCGAGCAGGAGCUGGAGGAGCUGCGGCAGAGCUGUGCCAGCCGGAUGCGCCAGGCGUCGCAACGCGCCCAGCGUGCCCAGCAGGUGCUGCAGCUGCAGGUCUACCAGCUGCAGCAGGAGAAGAAAAAGCUGCAGGAGGAUUUCGGGCAGCUGCUGCAGGAGCACGAACUGCUGGAGAGCCGCUGCGCCUCCAUCCAGCGGCAGCAGACGCAGCUGGGCCCCCGGCUGGAGGAGACCAAGUGGGAGGUGUGUCAGAAGACGGGCGAGAUCUCCCUCCUGAAGCAGCAGCUGAAGGACCUGCAGGCAGACCUGGCGCAGCGCACUGGCGAGAUCGUCACACUGAAGGCGCAGCUGCGCGAGGCGCGGGCGGAGCUGCAGGCGGGCGAGGCCCGCGCCCAGGAGGCCCGCGCCGCUGCCCGCGCUCGCACUCUCGAGCUGGAGGUGUGCGAGAAUGAGCUGCAGCGGCGCAAGAGUGAGGCGGAGCUCCUGCGUGAGAAAGCCAGCCGCUUGGAGGAGGAGACGGUACGCCUCCGUGAGGCCCUCGGCCAAUGCAGUGCCGCCAGCCCACCUCCUGGGCGGGCCCCAGUGCUUAGCCCCACCCACCGUGAGGCAGAUGAGCGGCUGCUGGCCUGCGAGAGCGAUGAGGUGAAGGCGCAGCGGCAGGGCUGCGGGCCGGGCGGUGGCACGCAGGUGCUGCGGCAGCAGGUGGAGCGGCUGAGGGCGGAGCUCAUGCUGGAGCGGCGGCGUGGCGAGGAGCAGCUGAGCACCUUCGAGGGCGAACGGCGCGUGUGGCAGGAGGAGAAGGAGAAGGUGAUCCGCUACCAGGAGCAGCUGCAGCAGAACUACGUGCAGAUGUACCGGCGCAACCGUGAGCUGGAGCGCGUCAUGCGGGAGCUCAGCCUGGCACUGGAGAGCCGGCAGCUGGAACAUGCAGCCGUCAGCAAGAUCCACUUUGAGGAGAUCGCCGCCACUGAGAUCUAGGCCUGGCCCUCCAGAACUCUCCUGACGGCUUCAUCCAGAGGCGCCCCAGAGCUCCUGCACCAAAAGAUCCUUCUAUUGUUUCACGUCAACGACAUGUAUUAAAGCACACUGCACACACUGCACACACUGCACACACAGCAAUAAAGCAGUCAGGCAGUAUCCAGGGACGCCUCUUACAGGCAGGGGACUAUUUAUUUAAUUACUGCAGCUCGUCAGGGCAAUUAUCACUUGCUCCUGACACCUGACAUGGCAUAAAGUGGCACCAGAGCAAAGAUGAGAACUGGGCUCGGUUAAAAAUUCAUGCGAGUGCCACUGAGCCGGGUGCGAGGGCCUCACUAGGCAGGUCAGGGCCAGGGCUGAGGGUCAGCUGACACCCCGCAGGGUAUGCCUCACUGAGGGUCAGCUGACACCCCGCAGGGUAUGCCUCACUGAGGGUCAGCUGACACCCCGCAGGGUAUGCCUCACUGAGGGCAGCUUCGCUGAGGUGUCCCCCUUGGGGCUGACUGGCCUUUCGUGUCGUCAGGAUGUCAGACGGCUCAGGAAUGCACCGAGCACAUAGGCAAUGCCGCUUGCACAAGUAGAUUUCUGGUUAGUGACGCGGUUACAUACGAAAAUGCACUAAUCCAUGAAGUUGCUGUUCGGCCAAAGUGGGGACUCGUCCUCCGGUAGGACACAGACGCAGACCUUUCAGAGGGAAGUGGUGCUCGGUAACCAUGCUCAGGGUAUGUGGGGGAACCAGAACAGCGAGUGGGUGGGCUAUGUGGGUCACGCCGGGGACGCCCCACCCAGCCCGCUGGCCCAUGCAGGGCGCGGCCCGGUGUCAUGGCCGCUUUCAUCUCAUAUCUGUCAGACUCGCUUUGCACGUGGCGCGUUGCAGAGGCUACAUGUUACUCGCGGCUAAAAAUGGGACACGGGACACGCCCCACCCCAUCCCAGACAUCCCUAGGGGGGCAGGCGUCUAUCGGCGUGGGUGAGGCGUUCUAUGGGAACGAUCCCCCCCCCAAACCACAUCAUCAUAAAAGCCUCGCUUUAUGGACCCCCAUCGAUUUUCCUUGCUUUUAGCGGGACGGUGUCCGAUAACGUUCCUGGUGAGGCAGGGUUUUUCUUCCGUCAGGCGAAGGCAUUAGCACGCGCCUGGGGAUGGGACACCCAAGCCAGACGCGGAAACGAUACAUAAUUACAAAGAUUAUUCAGAUCAUAAACAGCUAUCACGCGAGCUCCGCGCCUGGCUUCGUGUUACACCAGUACACCCAACUAACUGGCUAGUUUAGCAGUAGCAUAGCAACGGCUGUUCAGGGGCAGAGCGCAGGUGCAGGAUGGCGGGAUGGCGAGGACACCGGUCCGAACCCGUUUGCCAAAUCCCAGCUUUCCCAUCACUGGCUCCAUCCGACCUUGUGGCUCUGGAGGAAGUGGCCGUCUUAACACACAAAGUAGUUUGAAUUUCAGCUCAUUAAGUGCAAACCGAUGAACUUUCUUCAGUGGAAACAUAUAUUAUCCUUUUAUAUAAUGCUGUAUAUUUUUUGGAAGAUAAAUGCCAGCAGAAGAGUAUUUUUGGAAACGUAAAAAAAAAUAAUAAAGUCUGAGUUAGCAGUCGCACAAUUGAGUCCCUCCAGGAAAAGUUUCACUCCGUGAGAAAGGGUUAGAGCUUAAGCGGAAAUAGAAUCCCCGGCUGCUGUAAUGAGAGUGCAGGGAGUGAUUCCCUCACCGACGCGAAACCUGACCCAUUCCUCCACAAAGGCGGCGGAGGAUGAAGGGUGAACACUUAACUCGAAACACCUGUGGGGGCUGUCUCCACGUCGGCGCUGUUUACUCGCCACUCGACCCCCCCGGGAGGGCAGGAAGACUGACAAUAGUAGGAAGAGCUGACAGCUGGAGGGAGCGGAUGGGGGAGGGUGUGGAUGCGCCGGUCGCUGUCCAGAUUUGGACGGCAUUUACCCGGGGUUCAGCUGUUGUCCUCCAGCUGGGACGUCUCAGGAUGUGAGGACAGUGGGGUGGGGGCGACCUCGGGGUCAGCAUCCCUGCCCUCCUUGUACAGUGACUCGUGCAUGGUGACAUAGUAUAGAGCUCUAUGCAGGCACACUAUACCUGUUCCAGGAGACUAGGCACUCUGAUUAGACCAAAGCACCACCACACCUUCGCUGCUCCAUUCUCGUUUUUUUUUUUUGUUUGUUUUUUGCGUGUCUCUUCCCUUCCCGUGUGCUACUCCGUGUGCUGUUUUAUUCACUUUUUAAUCCCAACAUUUAUGUACGCUAGUCAUCCUAUGUAUAUUUUUCAUGCUGUAAAUAUCUUGUAAAAACUGUUUUUAAUAAUAAAAAAAACCUAAGGAAAAUGAA